This is a messenger RNA of Pochonia chlamydosporia 170, 1404 nucleotides long. RefSeq names its product urease. The record is from RefSeq and is a predicted model, not a curated record. Gene Ontology annotation, cellular component: urease complex. The transcript is spliced from 4 exons. NCBI's taxonomy places the organism in Eukaryota, Fungi, Ascomycota, Sordariomycetes, Hypocreales, Clavicipitaceae. The coding region runs from base 1 to 1404 and encodes 467 amino acids. Gene Ontology annotation, biological process: urea catabolic process. Gene Ontology annotation, molecular function: urease activity; nickel cation binding.
AUGGAAGCCAUGGCUCGGCCAAAUGCGUUGGAGCAAUUCUUCGUGGCCUCUGGGAGCUUCAGCUUAGGUCACCAUGUACCUGUCCUCGACAAGCUUGUCAUCUCGCAGCUGGGCUUGCUAGCCCAACGGCGCUUGGCGAGAGGCGUUAGGUUGAAUCACUCCGAAGCCCUCAUCGCGAAUAACCUCCACGAACUCAUCCGCGAUGGCAACCACUCCGUCGCAGACCUUAUGGCCCUCGGCGCCACUAUGCUCGGCCGUCGUCACGUUCUCCCGGCGGUAUGCAGCACCCUCCGCGAGAUUCAAGUUGAAGGCACGUUCCCCAUGGGCACAUAUCUCGUAACCGUCCACAAUCCCAUCAGCACCGACGACGGGGACCUACGUCGCGCGCUGUACGGCAGCUUCCUCCCCAUCCCGGACAAUGAGGCCUUCCAACUACCCCCGGACUCAGAAUACGUCUUACACAAGCAGCCUGGUGCUGUUGUCGCCGUCAAGGGCAGAGUGGUGUUGAACCAGGACCGCAAGAGGAUACGGCUCCGCGUCACCAGCAAGGGCGAUCGACCAAUUCAAGUCGGUUCUCACUACCACUUUAUCGAAGUGAACCCCCAGCUGGAAUUUGACCGCGAAAGAUCCUACGGGUACAGAUUGGACAUUGCGGCCGGGACAUCGGUGCGCUUUGAACCGGGAGACACCAAGACGGUGACACUUGUUGAAAUCGGCGGGAAUAGAGUCAUCAAGGGCGGCAACAACCUCGCCUCAGGUCUCAUGGAAUACUCGCGCGUAAAGGAUAUCGUUGCAAACUUGCAAGCCGCCGGCUUUGCUCACUUCCCCGAGGCGAAUCCCCGUGGCGACUCCGUCCACAUCGACAUGUUCCAGAUGGAUCGGGCUGCAUACGCAACCAUGUUCGGCCCCACUACCGGCGACCUCGUCCGGCUGGGCAACACGGAUCUCUGGAUCCAGGUCGAGAGGGAUAUGACAUCCUAUGGAGAUGAGUGUAAAUUUGGUGGUGGGAAGACGCUGCGAGAGGGCAUGGGCCAAGCGACCGGGAAGUCGGAUGAAGAUACGCUGGACGUGGUGGUUACGAAUGCUCUUAUUGUCGACUGGACCGGGAUUUACAAGGCUGAUAUCGGUAUCAAAGACGGCAUGAUUGUGGGUAUCGGCAAGGCAGGCAGCCCGGACGUCAUGGAGGGCGUGACGCCAAACAUGAUUGUGGGAAGUUGCACGGAUGUCGUGGCUGGUGAAGGAAAGAUUGUCACGGCUGGAGGAAUUGACACGCAUAUUCAUUAUAUCUGUCCACAGCAAGCCAACGAAGCACUCGCCUCAGGUAUAACCACGUUCUUAGGAGGCGGAACCGGUCCAAGGUUUGUUUUUUGGUUCUUGCUCCGCUGGUUUUGCGCUUUCCCUUGA